Molecule: messenger RNA, 1743 nt
Organism: Paramacrobiotus metropolitanus
Lineage: Eukaryota; Metazoa; Tardigrada; Eutardigrada; Parachela; Macrobiotidae
Product: adenosine deaminase-like
Exons: 6
Coding region: 136-1212 (358 amino acids)
Biological process (GO): adenosine catabolic process; negative regulation of adenosine receptor signaling pathway; inosine biosynthetic process
Cellular component (GO): cytosol; external side of plasma membrane
Molecular function (GO): adenosine deaminase activity
Source: RefSeq, a predicted model, not a curated record
CUAUAAAGGUAGUUGCCGUGCGCAGAUUUUGCUGCAUCGGUUGCGUAUUUUAAAUUACUGCAGAAUUAAUUGACGCAUUGAUCGAUUAUUUUUGAGCUCUUAUUCGUUCACCGGCGAAUAUUCCAGUCUUGCACCAUGCAUUUUCAGUUACACAGCACUGACAAAUGGCGAAACCUCCCGAAAGUGGAAUUACACUGCCACUUUGAAGGAUGCAUUCCCUAUGAAAUCAUUAUCGACGAGCACCACCGCCAGGGCAUUCCGCUACCGGGAUCGACUGAUGCCGAGUGCAGAAAAGCCUUUGUUCUCGAGAAGCCGGCCAAAAAUCUGGAGGAUGCUAUUGCCACACUGGAGCGUGGCGCGAUCAUAUUCGGGGAAGCGCGUGCCAUCACCCGUGCUGCCAGCGAAAUCGUUCUCCGAAAAGCCCUGGAAAAUGUUAAGCUACUGGAGCUGCGAUAUUGCCCACCGUUUAUGGAGCGGAAAUGUAGAGGCAAGAUAUCCAUGGAAGACGCGCUAGGGGCUGUACAAAAAGGCAUCGCCUCCGGUAUCAGCAAAGCUAGGGAACAGGGAAAGGAAAUCCAUGUCUACCUUAUCGCAUCGGGACUGGCUGUGCUGGGAAGCGACUCACUGCAGAAGGUGGUGGAUUUCGUAAUCAAGCACCGGCAGGACUUUGUGGCUUUCGAUUUGUGUGGACCGGAAGAGGAUCUUAGUCGGUAUGAUACGUUCUUGAACCAAAUCUACGACGCCGGUAUGGAUAUCACCAUCCACGCAGCUGAAAGCAGCGAGCCGAUGAAUGCCCAGAUUGCUGUGGAGAAACUGCAUGCAAAGCGGAUUGGUCAUGGCAUUAAGGUCGUGUAUAACGCGGCGGUGUUUGAGUACCUGCGACAACAUAUGAUCCACCUUGAAAUCAGUCCCAUCAGUAACUUAUGCACCGGUGAAGUGAAGGUUGCCAGCGAGCAUCCCGUCACAAAGUUCAAUAGCAGCGGAUUCAGUCUCUCAAUCAACAGCGACGAUCCGGCAUGUUUUGGGACUUGUCUUUCUGACGAUUACGCUUUACUGCAUGAAAACUGUGGAUUCGGUGCAUCGGAUUUUUUCCGGAUUAAUCGUUCAGCGCUGAAAGCUUCCUUCGCACCAGAGGACGUCAAAAGCACGCUUUGCAAAACAUAUUUUUCGGAGGAGAAAGAGAAAGAAUGGGUUCUUAAUACUGAUCGCUGAUUGGCAUCGGGAAGAAACCUGCACUACAUUGUUGACAAUGAAAGCAUGUACAAAACUUUCUCAAUUUAUUUCUAAUGGGCGAAACCUGCGAUACCUUCUUUCGGAUGGUAAAUUUUCCGGCUGAAGAUACAUCUGUUCAUUCUGUUGGACGGAAAUAUAAAAAUUGUUUGAGAAGCCGUAGCGCAACACUAACGCUUUUGAUAUGUCCAGAUUGGAACUUACGGCGCUGCUGCAGUUUCAGCUUGUCCAGAGCGGGAAACUAAGCGAUCCCAAACAGAAUACCGUACUUGGCUGGAACUGCUGCACAUGUCAGUAGAUACAAAUUGUGCUGGUCCAGUCGCCCUAUGGAUUUCUUUGUUUUUUUACAAUUGAGCGACACCUUCCGAGGCACUGCAAAGGGUUUUCUGGCAAAAACGUUUAGUUUUUUUAACGUUAUUAUCAUUUCCACAACAUCUACCGUUGCUUAAUGUGCAGUGCUCUGGAUUUUGUUUUGCUGCAUAUUUUAAUGCGUCAUUGGCUGUUCUGAAAACU